CCCUCCCCUCUUCUCUGCCCACAACUCCCUCUCCAACCCACCAGAGAGAGAUUGUAUUUUGCCAUUGAAAAAAAAUUCCAACCAUGGCUUUGCUAGUUGAGAAAACCACCAGUGGCCGUGAAUAUAAGGUCAAGGACAUGUCCCAGGCAGAUUUUGGCCGCCUUGAGAUCGAUCUCGCGGAGGUUGAAAUGCCUGGACUCAUGUCUUGCAGGACCGAAUUCGGCCCUACACAACCUUUUAAGGGAGCCCGAAUUACGGGCUCCCUCCACAUGACUAUCCAGACCGCAGUCCUCAUUGAGACCCUCACUGCCCUUGGGGCAGAGGUCCGGUGGUGCUCCUGCAACAUCUUCUCCACCCAGGAUCACGCGGCAGCAGUCAUUGCUCGUGAUUCUGCCGCCGUGUUUGCCUGGAAGGGAGAGACGUUGCAGGAGUAUUGGUGGUGCACCGAGCGGGCCCUCGAUUGGGGGCCUGGCGGUGGCCCUGAUCUGAUUGUUGAUGAUGGUGGUGAUGCUACACUUCUCAUUCAUGAGGGUGUGAAGGCUGAGGAGGAGUAUGCGAAGAGUGGGAAGUUUCCUGAUCCUAGUUCCACUGACAAUGCUGAGUUACAGAUUGUUUUGGGUUUGAUCAUAGAUGGGUUGAAGACUGAUCCCAAGAAGUAUCAUAAGAUGAAGGAGAGAUUGAUGGGUGUGUCUGAGGAGACUACUACUGGUGUGAAGAGGCUUUAUCAGAUGCAAGCAAAUGGAACUUUGUUGUUCCCUGCUAUCAAUGUCAAUGACUCUGUCACCAAGAGCAAGUUUGAUAACUUGUAUGGAUGCCGCCACUCACUCCCCGAUGGUCUAAUGAGAGCCACCGAUGUUAUGAUUGCUGGCAAGGUAGCAGUCAUCUGUGGUUAUGGUGAUGUGGGCAAGGGCUGUGCUGCUGCCAUGAAACAAGCAGGAGCACGCGUGAUCGUGACAGAGAUCGAUCCAAUUUGUGCUCUUCAAGCCCUCAUGGAAGGCCUCCAAGUUUUAACCCUCGAAGACGUUGUCUCAGAAGCCGAUAUCUUUUGCACCACCACCGGUAACAAGGACAUCAUCAUGGUAGACCACAUGAGAAAGAUGAAGAACAAUGCCAUUGUCUGCAACAUUGGUCACUUUGACAAUGAAAUCGACAUGCUAGGACUCGAGACAUUCCCUGGCGUGAAGAAGAUCACAAUUAAGCCUCAAACCGAUAGGUGGGUAUUCCCUGAUACCAAGACAGGGAUCAUUGUGUUGGCCGAGGGGCGACUUAUGAACUUGGGAUGUGCCACUGGGCAUCCCAGCUUCGUGAUGUCGUGCUCGUUCACUAACCAAGUUAUUGCUCAGCUUGAGCUAUGGAACGAAAGGAAUACCGGUAAGUAUGAGAAGAAAGUAUAUGUUUUGCCCAAACACCUUGAUGAGAAAGUUGCUGCACUUCACCUUGGCAAGCUUGGAGCUAGGCUCACAAAACUCAGCAAGGACCAGUCUGAUUACAUUAGUAUCCCCAUUGAGGGUCCUUACAAGCCUGCUCAUUACAGGUACUAAGAAGGGAGAGAAAGAAAGAAAAAAGGGAAGGGGAGAGAGUCAAGAAAAUAUAUAAUAUGUUUUCAUUGAAGUAGAUUUGUAGGCUUCAUUUUUUUAUUUUAUUUUUAUGAUGGGUUUAUGUAUUAUGGUGGGUGGGAAUUUGGGAGGAAAGAAAUGGUUUCUUCAAAUGUUGGAAGAAAAACCAAAUGGGUUUGAGAAUAAUAAGGUUUUUGAGUAUUGGGCUGUGUUGGGUUAUUUUGUAGCUGUUGCUACUGCUGUAGACUGUUAUUGCUUUUGUUAUGAUUUUAUUAAGAAAAGGAAAAAAUGAAAAUAUUUUCUUUUCUUUCUUUA
Camellia sinensis is the source of this 1871-nucleotide messenger RNA. RefSeq names its product adenosylhomocysteinase. Lineage: Eukaryota; Viridiplantae; Streptophyta; Magnoliopsida; Ericales; Theaceae. The record is from RefSeq and is a predicted model, not a curated record. Gene Ontology annotation, cellular component: cytosol. Gene Ontology annotation, molecular function: adenosylhomocysteinase activity. Gene Ontology annotation, biological process: L-methionine cycle.